CAUACCAAUCAUGUCUACGGCUCGUCGACCCGGCGUGGUAGUGAACGGCGUUCAAAGAGCAAGAACCCACCACUACUAUUGGUGCCAGCGCUGCCAACGCUCCAUCAGAACCACCACCACCAACCCCUCCGAGGUCCUAUGCCCGCGCUGCUUCGGCCAAAUCCGCCACGAGCUCGACGUCUCGAGGCCGGGCCCCCUCCUGGAGUCCGGCCUCGAGCCCUCUCCAGCCGCCCGCGUGCUGGACGCCCUCGCCCGGAUGCUCGACCCGCCCACCCCGCCCCGCCGCCGCCAAAUCGAAGACAGCGAAAGCAGCAGGCGCCGCUCCUUGAUACUGCUUCAGUUCAUCGGGCCCGAUGGUCCUCCCACCGAGCCCGCUCCUCCCGUGGUUACCGGGAGUGAUAGGGGCGGGGCUAGGGCGGCGGCGGUGGAGGCGCUGCCGGUGGUGGAGGUGAGCGAGGAGCGGCUGAAGAGCGAGUGGUGCUGCCCGGUUUGCAAGGAGGAUUUCGAGGUUGGGGUGAGAGUUAGGGAGCUUCCGUGCAAGCACUUCUAUCAUGACGAUUGCAUUAUUCCUUGGCUGCAAAUGCACAACACGUGCCCCGUGUGUCGCUACGAGGUGCAAGGGCUACCGUCUAACAACAACGACGGCAACAACAACAACAAUAACGACCUGAAUAGUAAUUUCUUCUUCCCUGGUGAUGACUACGAUCUUGGAUAUAGGGGCGGAGAAGAAGAAGGUGAUGAUUCUGGAAACUGGAGGUGGCCGGAAAUCUUCUCGUCGAGGCCAUUCAGUUUCCUUAUGAAUUGGGCAAAUCUAUGCCUUGACUUUCUUGACGACAACAUCGCUCGCGGAGGUAACUCUUGGUGGCGAUCUUGGCCCAUGCCAUAGCUAGAAUUGGUCAUUUAAUUGAAGGUAAAAUUAAUAAUAUAAAUUAGACAUUAAAGAGGAUGAAGAUAGCUAGGUUCAGUUCAGGUAUGUAUUUCAUUCUCGUUCUCUGGCCAAACUCACACAAUGCACAAGUAUAGCAGAAUAAAUACUUUGUUGAGACGAACUGAUAAAUAUAUCUAAAAAGUUAUUUAUGAAAUAGUAUAAUUCCAAGGUAGCAUAGACUCGGAGCAACAAUUGGUGGAAACGAUUCAGAGUUAAUAUGCUCUAUUAUCAGCUGACUCAAUGGAGAUGGGAGGUGCGGCCCUGCCUGCCCAAAUUGUGGAAAUAUUUAUCUAAUUUGUAAAUAUAUACCGAUUAUUUAUAUACAUCAAAAUUAUUUAGUUA
This is a messenger RNA of Salvia splendens (bonfire salvia), 1270 nucleotides long. Its product is annotated as E3 ubiquitin-protein ligase RDUF2. Gene Ontology annotation, biological process: protein ubiquitination. The coding region runs from base 11 to 886 and encodes 291 amino acids. Gene Ontology annotation, cellular component: cytoplasm. Lineage: Eukaryota; Viridiplantae; Streptophyta; Magnoliopsida; Lamiales; Lamiaceae. The transcript has 2 exons. Gene Ontology annotation, molecular function: ubiquitin protein ligase activity. The record is from RefSeq and is a predicted model, not a curated record.